Danio rerio (zebrafish) is the source of this 1069-nucleotide messenger RNA. RefSeq names its product RAB1A, member RAS oncogene family a (gene rab1aa). Gene Ontology annotation, molecular function: GTPase activity; GTP binding. The record is from RefSeq and is marked validated. Lineage: Eukaryota; Metazoa; Chordata; Actinopteri; Cypriniformes; Danionidae.
GGCCAUUUUUUUAUGUGUCCGGAUCCCGGUUCCGCUCAUUUCUCCCCCUAACCCGCUUUUUAACACCGAAUAAUAACGGAUAUCACCGGCGAACGAGUCCCGGACAUCAACAGCCUUCAUACCAGAGAAGAAAACCACAGAUAAACCGGGGAUUUUCGCGUGCUGUCCGUCAUGAAUCCUGAAUAUGAUUACCUGUUCAAACUCCUGCUGAUCGGAGACUCUGGCGUCGGGAAGUCUUGCCUUCUGCUGCGCUUUGCUGACGACACGUAUACAGAGAGCUACAUCAGCACGAUAGGAGUAGACUUUAAGAUCAGGACCAUAGAGCUCGACGGGAAGACCAUUAAACUACAGAUCUGGGACACGGCUGGUCAGGAGCGCUUUCGCACCAUCACCUCCAGCUACUACAGAGGAGCUCACGGCAUCAUCGUGGUUUAUGAUGUCACAGAUCAGGAGUCCUUCAAUAACGUCAAGCAGUGGCUUCAGGAGAUCGACCGCUACGCUAGCGAGAACGUCAACAAACUUUUGGUGGGGAACAAGUGUGAUCUGACCACCAAGAAAGUUGUGGAUUACACAGCGGCGAAGGAGUUUGCAGACUCUCUGAGCAUCCCGUUCCUGGAGACAAGCGCUAAGAGCUCCACGAACGUCGAGCAGGCCUUCAUGACCAUGGCUGCGGAGAUCAAGAAGAGGAUGGGCCCCGGGGCCACAGCGGGCGCUGAGAAAUCCAACCUGAAGAUCCACAGCACACCAGUGAAGACGUCCAGCGGAGGCUGCUGCUGAACACUGACCUUACAAACCACAGACACCAGCACACACACCACAGCUGAGUAACCAGAGAGAGACAGUGUGUGUGUGUGAGAGAGUGAGUGAGUAAAUGUGUCUACCUAUGUGAGUACCUGUGUGUGUGUAUGUGUGCUAGCGCAUGAGUGCAUGUAUAAGUGUGAAUGUUAGUGACUGUGUGUGUGUGUGUGUGUGCGCGCGCGCGUGUGAUUGAGUGUGCAUGUGAUUGUGCUUGUGAGUAUUUUAAUGUGUGCCUCCAUAGGUGUGUGCUAAAGUGUGUGCGUGUGAGUGU